Messenger RNA from Megalops cyprinoides (Indo-Pacific tarpon), 2942 nucleotides. It is a transcript of the gene ampd1, whose product is annotated as adenosine monophosphate deaminase 1 (isoform M). NCBI's taxonomy places the organism in Eukaryota, Metazoa, Chordata, Actinopteri, Elopiformes, Megalopidae. The transcript is spliced from 16 exons. Gene Ontology annotation, molecular function: AMP deaminase activity. The record is from RefSeq and is a predicted model, not a curated record. Gene Ontology annotation, biological process: IMP salvage; AMP metabolic process. Gene Ontology annotation, cellular component: cytosol. The coding region runs from base 104 to 2272 and encodes 722 amino acids.
GGAGGGUCCGAGCGCUCCACUCUUCUCCGCUGCAUCAGCCCGGUGUCUGACCACCUCAGCCAGUCCUCAGGGAAAGCGAUUGGGUCGGGAACCUGUUGUCAUCAUGCCUAAAGUUAAAAUGCCAGCUGGAAAGACGGACGAACACAUGCGCGCGUUCGCGGAAAAGGUGUUCGCGUCCGAGACGAAGGAUGAGGACAUCCGGGAGGAGGUCUCUCUGUUUGAUGUGGCGGAGGACUGUCCCAUCGUCCACCAGCAGAUCACCCACCACCUGCAUGAGGAGUCCGCAGAGAGUUCAGAGAAACGUAAAAAGCGCAUGCAACUCAUGACGCCCGUGGUUGACGUGGAUGCCCCCCUCUACCUGGAGGUUCCUCAGUUCCAGAGAGUGGCCAUCAUUGGAGACUACGCUUCUGGGGUGACGAUGGAUGACUUUGAGCUGUCCUGCAAGGGCCUGUACCGUGCCUUGACCAUCAGGGAGAAGUACAUGAGACUGGCGUUCCAGCGUUUUCCUAGUGUCGUGUCCCAAUACCUGCGCACCAUCGAGGGGGAGGUGCAUAAGAGUGAGGACCAGGUGCACCCCGUCUUCACGGCCCCAGCCAAGAAGGAUGAGGACCCGUUCAACACCAAGGACCUGCCAGAGAACCUGGGCUAUGUGGCCCGCAUGCACGAGGGCAUCAUCUACGUUUACAGCAACGCGGAAGCCGCCGACAAGCACCAGCCGAAGGACCUUCCCGUCCCUGACUAUGCCACUUUCAUUGAUGACAUGAACUUCCUUAUUGCCCUGAUUGCGCAGGGCCCCACUAAGACGUACACCCACCGUCGUCUGAAGUUCCUCCUGUCCAAGUUCAACGUGCAUGAGAUGCUCAACGAGAUGGAAGAGCUAAAGGAACUGAAGAACAACCCCCACAGGGACUUCUACAACUGCAGGAAGGUAGACACCCACAUCCAUGCCGCGGCCUGCAUGAACCAGAAGCACCUGCUUCGCUUCAUCAAGAGGUCCUACCGCGUGGACGCCGACCGUGUGGUGCAGAACAUCAAGGGCAAAGAUGUGACACUGAAGGAGCUCUUCGAGGGCCUCAAGCUGCACCCCUACGACCUCACCGUGGACUCGUUGGACGUGCAUGCUGGCAGACAGACCUUCCAACGUUUUGACAAGUUCAACGCCAAGUACAACCCUGUAGGCGCCAGCGAGCUGCGCGAUCUGUACCUGAAGACGGAAAACGGCAUCAAUGGGGAAUACUUUGCUACUAUCAUUAAGGAAGUGGCUAGUGACCUUGAGGAUGCCAAGUACCAGUACGCAGAACCUCGCUUGUCCAUCUAUGGUUGCAAUCCUGCAGAGUGGACCAAGCUGGCCAGCUGGUUCAACAAGCACCGUGUUUACUCCCCCAACCUGAAGUGGAUGAUCCAAGUGCCCAGGAUCUAUGAUGUCUUCAGAGGCAGGAACUUUGUGCCACACUUUGGCAAAAUGCUGGAGAACAUCUUCCUCCCGGUCUUCCAGGCCACCAUCGACCCCCAGAGCAACCCAGAGCUCAGCAUCUUCCUCAGACAUGUGACCGGGUUUGACAGCGUGGACGACGAGUCCAAGCACAGCGGUCACAUGUUCUGCACCAAGAGCCCCAAGCCAGAGGAGUGGGACAUUGUGAAGAACCCGUCCUACACCUACUACAUCUACUACAUGUAUGCCAACAUCAUGAUGCUGAACCAGCUGCGCAAGCAGAGGGGAAUGAACACCUUCCAGUUCAGGCCUCACUGCGGAGAGGCUGGCGCCGUCACUCACUUGCUGGCCUGCUUCAUGACGGCCGACAACAUCUCUCACGGACUCAACCUCAAGAAGAGCCCCGUCCUGCAGUACCUGUACUUCCUGGCCCAGAUUCCCAUUGCCAUGUCACCACUGAGCAACAACAGCCUGUUCCUGGAGUACGCCAAGAACCCCCUGCUGGAGUUCCACAAGAAGGGCCUCGUGGUGUCUCUGUCCACAGACGACCCCAUGCAGUUCCACUACACCAAGGAGCCUCUGAUGGAGGAGUACGCCAUUGCGGCCCAGGUGUUUAAGCUGAGCACCUGUGACAUGUGCGAGAUCUCCAGGAACAGCGUGCUGCAGAGCAGUCUGUCUCACGAGGAGAAGGUUCACUUCUUGGGCAGCAACUACCUGAAGGAGGGCCCCGAGGGCAAUGACAUCCGCAAGACCAACGUGGCUCAGAUCCGCAUGGCCUACCGCUACGAGACGCUGUGCUACGAGCUCAACCUCAUCCAGGAGGGUCUCAAGGUCGAGUGAGCACCUACACAGUGCGCUCCUCUCAGGGGGCCAAGGGCAACGACACACCUGAGGGCAGGUUCACGUCUCAAGGUCUGCUGGGAUAUUAACUGUUUACAUUGGCAACUGAUCCAGGCUUUGGGAAAAAUUCAACACAUAAUUUGCACUCAACACACUAAAAUGAUACAAUACAUAUACAAGCAUCUCUACAAACUGAAUCUACAAUGGUGUAUUUAGAAUGCCAAGUGAUGGAGUUUUCCAGGUGUUAUGCCACCAGCCCCUGCACAAUGUACCAACGUUUUUUGUCCGACCCAGGACUACUUAUGUGACCUCGAUGUUGCAGUUCCUUCCAUCAAGUAAACAUAAUGAUCAAUAACUUAUCAAUGGCUAACUGCUCAGUCUUUUUACAGAGCAGCCAAUAGCAGUUACCUAAUAAUUCAUCCAUUUUGCUGUCCUUAAACUCAUUGUACGCUAUCCUUUGAAGCUGUCGGAUCAGUUUACUUUUCAUGUGCGUUUGUGUUUCUCUGUGUUUCUUCAAUAAAUUGAUUUAACAAGAUGACACUAAAACUGUUUACAUCACCACAGUCUUGUCACAAUCUUGAGGAUUUUUACCUUGAGAAUAUGAGCUGUAAAACCCUCCUAUUGUUAAUCAUUGAUAACCCCUUGAAUAAACUUGCUAUUAAUAAAAGGC